GCUUAUCCUUGGUUAAACCUUUGCGGUCGUCGGAAGGUGUUCAUGAGUUUGUACCCAUUUUUAAAUAAUAGAUCAAUUAAAGUCGACAAAACGUGAUUAGUUUAUUAUGUUAGUGAAAGACGGGCACGCACAGAUAGGUCAAUACUUUAAUUCUAAACUAAAUGGAAUUUUAGUCAUAACAAUAAAAAAUCAUCGAAUUAUAAUAAAAUCAAAAUUGUUAUUAAAUCAGUUUCGAUUAGUGUGGUAGCUGUAAAACAAUUGCAAUGGUGUUUAAAGGUACAUUCUUUGGGGUGAGGCAUGUUCAAAUAUUUUUACUUUUUUGGUUAUGCCUGAUGACAUAUGCCUUGAGAUUCAACUUAUCUGUAGCAAUAGUUGCCAUGACGCAAAGGACCUCAGUCAAUACUGAUGUACCGUAUUACAAUUGGACAAACCAAUAUAUAGUCCUUUCAGCUUUCUUCUUGGGAUACAUUAUUCCACAGAUCCCCUCCUCACUCUUAGCCAGAAAAUGGGGAAUCCAUAGAAUGAUGUCGAUAACCAUUGUUAUCAGUGCAUUCAUGGUGAUUCUGAUACCAAAAAUGGCUGAAUAUUUUGGAGCAGAGGGCGUAAUGGUCUGUAGAGUAGUUCAGGGACUAGCACAAGGCUUUUUUUAUCCAUUAUUGUCAGCUCUAAUGGGAAGAUGGGUGCCAAUUGAAGAGAGAGCCAGAGUUAGCGCUGUCACUUCUGCAGGUGCAACUCUUGGAGUGAUACUGACUUAUUCCCUCACCGGAUUCCUAUCAAAAUCAUCUUUGGGCUGGCCCAUGAGUUUUUAUAUAUUUGGUGUCUUUGGAUUAGUUUGCUCCAUUGCGUACAUCUUUAUAGGAAGUGAAGGUCCUAGUUACUGCAAAAAUAUCUCCAAAGAAGAGAGAAUCUAUAUAGAGAAGUCUUUGGGAACAGAGAAUAUGACAAGAAAUUCAAAGAUACCUUGGAUAGAAAUCCUCACGUCUGUGCCAUUCUGGGCAAUAACUUUAACAAGUUUAGGACAAGGAUGGGGAACUUCCACCGUCAUGUCAAUGAUGCCCACUUACUUUGAUAAAGUGCUCAAGUUUGAUAUUAGUUCGAACGGAGUUUUAUCAUCGUUGCCUUAUAUAAACAGAUUUGUAUGCGUAUUUAUUUGGGGAAUUUCGGCAGAUUAUAUAACUAAGCGGAAAUGUUUGUCAUUGACAAAUACCCGGAAGUUGUUUACUGUAAUCGGUAGUGUUGGCAUGGGCAUAUUACUCUUCUUAAUCGGAUUUCUACCAGAAACCACUAACAGGUACGUGGUGGUUGUUAUUCUAAUAGCUUCAGAAGGAUUCCAUGUAGCUAACUCUGCUGGAUAUAACAUAAGUCACAUUGACUUGUCCCCAAAUUUUGCCGGUACCCUUAUGGGUCUAAUCAAUUUUGCUGAAGAGAUUUUUUCAUUGAUCACACCCCUAUCCGUUCAGUAUAUUGUUACAGAUGAGACCGACAGACAUCAGUGGAAAAUAAUCAUUACUAUCGGUACUUGCAUGAUGGUAGCUGCCAGUGCAAUCUUCUGUUUAUUUUCUACAGCGGAAAAACAACCCUGGAAUGAAAUUAAAUCUGAUGAUGAAAAAAUCAAAGAGGAAGUAAAUGAAAAAGCGGUUUAAAAAAUCCGACUACGGAUUUUUUAUUUACUGUAUUUGUAGUUUUGUAAAUAAAUAUUUUUAUAAAAUA
Messenger RNA from Diabrotica virgifera virgifera (western corn rootworm), 1710 nucleotides. RefSeq names its product putative inorganic phosphate cotransporter. The transcript is spliced from 8 exons. Gene Ontology annotation, biological process: monoatomic anion transport; transmembrane transport. Gene Ontology annotation, cellular component: plasma membrane. The coding region runs from base 264 to 1643 and encodes 459 amino acids. The record is from RefSeq and is a predicted model, not a curated record. Gene Ontology annotation, molecular function: transmembrane transporter activity. NCBI's taxonomy places the organism in Eukaryota, Metazoa, Arthropoda, Insecta, Coleoptera, Chrysomelidae.